AGGUAUGUAAAUGAACACAAUAUUCAUCAUCAAAAUUUCAUCAAAUUAUCAAAUUUGUGAGUUGUUAUUAGUUUACAAAAAAAUAUGGUUUCUAAGGUUUUUCUGCUAUUGUCUCUUUUGGCUAUAGUUUUCCUCAUCGCUUCUGAGGUUGCAGCUAAAGAUUUGACUCAAACUUCCACUAACUCAGAAGGAAUUAAGGAUAAGAAAGUUGACACCAAAGUAGAGGAUGCCAAGUACGGAUACGGUGGAUACCCCGGCGGAGGAUACGGUGGCUACCCAGGUGGUGGUUAUGGAGACCGAGGUGGAGGAUAUGGAGGCCGCGGAGGAUACGGAGGCCGCGGAGGAUAUGGAGGCCGAGGAGGAUACGGAGGAGAAUGCGGGCGUUACGGUUGCUGCUACCGUGGAUACAAUGGUUGUAGAAGGUGUUGUGCUUAUGCUGGUGAGGCCGUUGAAACACACGUUGAAAACAAGCCUCAUAACUAAGAACUAAUAAUAAUAGGCCGGUCUUUGGUUUGUUUAUCAUUAAUUAAGCUGCUUAAUUACUAUGUAAUCGUAUGAGUGGAGUUGUGUUAUUAUCUAAUACUACGUACUAUGUACCAUGUAAUAAUGUAUGGUGUUUGUGCGAAGUUUAAAGAGAAUGUAAUAUGAAAAUGUUUUAAUAAUGUAAUAUGCAUCUUUCCUUUUUC
Chenopodium quinoa (quinoa) is the source of this 686-nucleotide messenger RNA. RefSeq names its product glycine-rich protein 3 short isoform-like. The transcript has 2 exons. Bases 85 to 483 code for a protein of 132 amino acids. The record is from RefSeq and is a predicted model, not a curated record. NCBI's taxonomy places the organism in Eukaryota, Viridiplantae, Streptophyta, Magnoliopsida, Caryophyllales, Amaranthaceae.